AUGACAAUCGAAAGGCCAAAAAAUGAGAAUCCUUUUGUUGGCGAAGGCUUUAGAUAUUGGAAGAAUAAAAAAGCAUUACAUGAUCAUGCCGGUGGAAUUAAUAGUCCCCAUAACAAAGAUAGAAAGAGUUGUGAAGAUCUCUUAGAUCUAAAUCAACCCAUUACAACAAUUUUUCAUAAACACAAAGAUCAGACAAGGAAUCAGUACCAAAAGCGGUUAGAGGCAUCUAUUAACUAUGCUAGAUUUCAUUUACUACAAGGGCUUUCGUUUCAUGGACAUGAUGAAUCUGAGGAAUCUAAAAAUCGAGGAAAUUUUAUCGAACUUUUGAAAUGGUUAGGGGACAUCAAUGAGGAAAUGAAAGCGGUGAUAUUGUAUAAUGCUCUUGGGAAUGAGAAAAUGAUAGCGCCAGACAUUGAAAAGGAUAUAUCAAAUGCAUUUUCUUUUGAAAUUAUUUCCUCAAUCAUAAAAGAAAUUGGUGAUGGAUUAUUUUCCCUUCUCGUAGAUGAAUCAUGCGACAUAUCUUCGAAAGAGAAAAUGGCCAUCGUAUUGCGUUACGUAAAAGAUGGUUGUGUAAUUGAGCAUUUUGUGGGUAUCAAGCAUGUAUCAUAUACAACAGCUCUUUCACUAAAGUUGCAAUCGAUGAAUUUUUUCGAGACAUGGAUUAAGCAUUUCCAAGGUGCGAGGUCAAGGUUACGACGGGGAAAGCAAUAUGCAAGUGCAUACUCUGUUCAUUCUUUUGCUCAUCAAUUUCAGCUAGCAGUUGUGGCCGUGGCAAAGAAACAUACUUAUGUUGAAGACUUAUUUCUACUAGUCACUAAUAUAGUGACUGUUGUUGGAGGGUCAGCGAAACGUCCAGAUAUGAUUCGGGAAAAACAAGUCAUUUUAGUUUAUGAGGCAAUUGAUAGAGGUGAAAUCUCUACAGGCCAAGGUUUAAUUCAAGAAACCAACCUUAAACGAGCUGGUGAUACUCGUUGGAGUUCCCACCAGAAUACUCUAAUCAGUAUGACUAAUAUGUUUGUGGUUGUAGUUGACGUCCUGGAUACAUUGGCACAUGAUUCAGACAAAAAAUUUGAAGCAAGAGUUCUCCGAGAUUCAAUUCACACAUACAAUUUUGUUUUUAUCUUACACUUGAUGAAAAAUAUAAUGGGUAUCAUGGCAGAUUUGUCGCAAGCUCUGCACAGAAAAGAUCAAGAUAUUGUGAAUGAAUGCCAUGAAACUGGUUACCAUAUGCAAGCAACGAUUGCAGAAGAUGGAUGUGAAUCUUUAUUGCUACAAGUUUCUUUUUUUUUGCGAGAAACACGAAAUUGA
Messenger RNA from Papaver somniferum (opium poppy), 1308 nucleotides. Its product is annotated as zinc finger MYM-type protein 1-like. The coding region runs from base 1 to 1308 and encodes 435 amino acids. NCBI's taxonomy places the organism in Eukaryota, Viridiplantae, Streptophyta, Magnoliopsida, Ranunculales, Papaveraceae. The record is from RefSeq and is a predicted model, not a curated record. The transcript is spliced from 3 exons.